This is a messenger RNA of Paramecium tetraurelia, 447 nucleotides long. RefSeq lists its product as uncharacterized. The record is from RefSeq and is a predicted model, not a curated record. Lineage: Eukaryota; Ciliophora; Oligohymenophorea; Peniculida; Parameciidae. The transcript has 2 exons.
AUGUAUCUCCAUCAGUAUUCUAUGAAUGCUGAAAGCACAUUCAGGUGGCCUGGAGUAAUAAGAAUUAAAGGACCAAGGCAUUAAAUAGUGUGGGAAUUGUUGCAUUAUAUACACUCUAUAGCAUGGUUUUCUCUGACAACCAAAACAUUAAACAGUAGUAACAGGAUAUUGGAAUUAACAAAAAAAAUACGCAACUAUAUAAUUGGUAGCCAAUACCAGUUACCAUGUUAUAAGACACAGGUCAAAUCUAUCUCCAUCAGAAUACCAUAGAACAAUAAGCACAGAGAACCUCAAAGUCUCAAUAAGUUUCAAGAUGAGUAGAUCAAGGAUCAAUAUGUAAAGGAAGCAGCAUAUGAUUAACAAAUAUCGUUUAACUUUGAAACAUUAUUGACAAGCGUAGUAACUCAAACCUGCACCAUUAUUAGUAGAACUCCAAUAUAUGCUUGA